Molecule: messenger RNA, 1597 nt
Organism: Leucoraja erinaceus (little skate)
Lineage: Eukaryota; Metazoa; Chordata; Chondrichthyes; Rajiformes; Rajidae
Gene: cbx6a
Product: chromobox homolog 6a
Exons: 6
Coding region: 90-1274 (394 amino acids)
Source: RefSeq, a predicted model, not a curated record
ACCGCCGCCGGGGAAGGGCCGGGACCCUGGCAACGGUGCGGUCACGUGCGCGGGGCUCGGCGGCUGCGCGCGCCAGAGCUGGAGCCAAGAUGGAGCUUUCGGCGGUGGGCGAGCGGGUGUUCGCGGCGGAGUCGAUCAUCAAGCGGCGGGUUCGCAAGGGCCGCAUCGAGUAUCUGGUGAAAUGGAAAGGAUGGGCUAUCAAGUACAGUACUUGGGAGCCAGAGGAGAAUAUUUUGGAUGCCCGUUUAAUCGCGGCGUUCGAGCAAAGAGAGAGGGAACGGGAGUUAUACGGACCGAAGAAACGAGGCCCCAAGCCCAAAACAUUCCUGUUGAAAGCCCGUGCCCAGGCUGAAGCCUUGCGGAUCGGAGACAUGCACUUCUCCAUGAAGCCGGGCCCCGGCAGCUCGGCCAAGCUGCCCGGCAGCCUGGCGGCCUACAAGCUGAAGAAGACCAUCCGCCGCUGCUACCGGACCUCGAAGCGGGCCCUGUCGCGGGUGGAGCCCCAGCCGGGCCUGAGCGGGCAGGCCCGGGGGCCGCUGCCGCUGCCCGAGAGCGUGCGCAUCAUCAACCGCAAGGCGGAGCCCCGGAAACGACGGCGCAGCCGCAUCAUCCUCAACCUCAAGGUGAUCGACAAGGGGGCCAAGCCCCUGGGCAAGGCCAAGAUCCCGUCCCGCAACAGGGUGAUCGGCAAGAGCAAGAAGUUUAGCGAGAGCAUCCUGCGCACCCAGAUCCGCCACCUCAAGUUCAACGACUUCUCCGUCUACGACAAGUCCUUCCGCCCGCUGCCCGGGGGCGAGGGCCGGAGGUCGGAGGGCGACCCGGGCACCUCGCGCUCCCAGCCCCCCCCCGCCCCCUCCGCCCUGCGUUACCCCCCCCCGCGACCCCGCCCCCCCAGCCCGCCAGCGAGUGGCCGGGGCCCGGCGGGGGAGGGGGGGCGGAGGGGGGGGGCCAAGGUUCCCGGGGAAUCUCCCAGCCCAGCCACUCCCGACUGGAGGGAGGCCGAGGUUCUGGAUCUCUCGCUGCCCCCCGAGUCUGCUGCUGCGCCCCGCCGGCCCCCUCCCCCGCCCCCCCCACCUCCUCCUCAUCCUCCUCCUCCUCCUCCUCCUUCUCCUCCUCCGCAGCAGGCUGAGGCCGAGGUGCCGGGCUGGAGGCCCGAGAUGUCUCCCUGCUCUAACGUGGUGGUGACCGACGUCACCACCAACCUCCUCACCGUCACCAUCAAAGAGUUCUGCAACGCAGACAACUUCGUCAAGGGCCCAGCUCUCAAUCCCUGAAACCCCCUCCCCGUCUCUCCCCCCCCCGUCUCUCCCCCCCAUCCCCAUCCCUAGCAACUUUCCACUGCCCCCACCAGGCCAGCUUUCACCCUACACCCAGUGUGUGUUCACCUGGGUGGUAAUUCUCUGCCCCCUGAAACCAUCACUCACCAAAUUUCAUUUCUUCUUUCCAAUUACUUCAUUUCUCUCUCUCGCUCUGUCAUUUUGCCUCGCUGUACGUCCAUCCUCUCUCUCGCCUCUCUCCUACUCGCUUUUUUUUUUUUUGCAUGUCUCUCUGUCCCUCUCUGUAUAGGCAUUGUCUAUCUGUCCCCUCUCUGCCCGCA